AUGGGGGCAUUUCAGGGAGGAGUGGACAACGAGGCCACGCUGACAGCCUACAUCACUAUCGCCUUGCUGGAGAUCCCACUGCCCGUGACUUUCUGCCUGGAAACAGCAGCAAACCAGAAAGAAAACCACGUGUACACCAAGGCCCUGCUGGCAUACGCCUUUGCCCUGGCAGGGAACAGGGAGAAGCGGAAGGCAUUGCUUGACUCACUUGAAAAGGAAGCUGUGAGAAAGGAUGGCUCUGUUCACUGGCAGCGGCCUGGGAAGGAGCCCGAGGCCGAUCUCCCGUUCCAUCGCUCCUCCCGAGCUCCCUCUGCGGAAGUGGAGAUGACGGCCUACGUGCUCCUGGCUCACCUCACCUCGCAGCCAGCCCCUGCCCAGGAGGAGCUGGCCUUUGCAUCCCUUAUUGCAAAGUGGAUCAGCAGCCAGCAGAAUCCCAGUGGAGGCUUCUCCUCUACCCAGGACACAGUGGUUGCUCUCCAAGCCUUGUCCCUGUAUGGAGCUGCCACCUAUGCCAAGAGUGGGGCAGCUUCCAAAGUGGCCCUGCAAUCUGGAGAGGACUUCCAGCAAGACUUCCAAGUGGAUGCCAGCAACCGGCUGCUGCUCCAGCGCGUGCCCCUUCCCCAGGUGCCAGGGGAGUACAGCGUGGAGGUGUCUGGUGAAGGAUGCGUCUACCUGCAGACCAGCCUGAGGUACAACGUGCAGCCCACGCAGGAGGAGGCGCCCUUCAUGCUCCACGUGCACACAGUCCCCGAGGCGUGUGGGGACUCCAAGGCUCACAAGGUCUUUGACAUUGGCAUAAACGUCAGUUACACAGGGGAGCGCAAUGUCUCCAACAUGGUGAUUGUUGAUGUGAAGAUGCUGUCAGGAUUUGUCCCCUUGAAGUCCUCAGUGGGGAAGCUGGAAGGCCACCCUGUUAUUGAGCGCACAGAGCUGAACACCAACCACGUUCUGCUAUACCUGGAAAAGCUGGGCAGGGACACCCUGAGCUUCUCCUUCACAGUGGAGCGGGACAUCCCCGUGCGGGGCCUGAAGCCAGCCCAGGUGAAGGUCUAUGACUACUAUGAGACAGAUGAGUUUGCCACACAGGAAUACAGUGCUCCCUGCACCACAGUUGAGGAAGAACAAGGAAAUUCCUGAAGAAUGCAUCUUGUCGGAGCCUUGCUGUAUCACUCAUGUGUUUCUGCUCCUAGAAGAUCUUGUUAAGGGAGUGGUAUUGAAAAGUUAGAGGAGGACACCUCAAAAGCAAAAAGGAAGCAACACUUUAAAUAAAUUAAUUCUUGAUUCUCA
This is a messenger RNA of Pyrgilauda ruficollis (rufous-necked snowfinch), 1287 nucleotides long. RefSeq names its product alpha-2-macroglobulin-like. The coding region runs from base 1 to 1137 and encodes 378 amino acids. NCBI's taxonomy places the organism in Eukaryota, Metazoa, Chordata, Aves, Passeriformes, Passeridae. Gene Ontology annotation, cellular component: extracellular region. The record is from RefSeq and is a predicted model, not a curated record. The transcript has 11 exons.